This is a messenger RNA of Rhinichthys klamathensis goyatoka, 3602 nucleotides long. It is a transcript of the gene ttc41, whose product is annotated as tetratricopeptide repeat domain 41. Gene Ontology annotation, molecular function: ATP hydrolysis activity; protein binding. Gene Ontology annotation, cellular component: Cul4-RING E3 ubiquitin ligase complex. The record is from RefSeq and is a predicted model, not a curated record. NCBI's taxonomy places the organism in Eukaryota, Metazoa, Chordata, Actinopteri, Cypriniformes, Leuciscidae.
GUCCUGAUGCCCGUUAUCCCAGGUCCUUCCUCAAAGAGGCACACUUACUGCACUGGAAUGGCCACUUCAAGCCCUGGGACUACCCCUGCGCUCAUCUGGACCUCUGGGAGAAAUGGUUUAUCCCAGACCCCACAGGAACAUUCACCCUGGUGAUCUUCAAGAAGAGUUGUCUUACCUGAAAGCAGAGGUGUUUCCCCACCUAGAUGCACUUUGCCAGACAAGAGGCGCCUGUUUCAGACCCGUGGACUUACAGCGAAGCAAACAAGAAAGGGAUUAUAAAAAUAAUGACAAUGAUGAACAUCAGAUAAAUAAGCCAGAUCUUUUCGACCAGCAGUUGAAAAUCAGUUUGGAUCUCAUCGACCGCUCAUCUUUUUUAAUCUGUCUUCUUGGACACAGCUAUGGACAAUGUCUGCCAGGAGAGAAUGGUUCUCAAUCUGAUGUCGGCCCAUGUUCUUUGUCUGAGGUGGCAAGGAACUUGCAUGUUGCUGCAAAGGCUGGUUACCCUUGGGUCAUGGAGGACAGGUAUCGCACCUGUAGCCUGACAGAGCUGGAGAUCACCAAGGCAGCCUUCAUUGACAACCACAGAAGCUGCUUCUUUUAUUUUAAAGACUGUACCCCACAGGAUGUGGAGGAUGACAGCAGUGAUGAAAUGCACAUCUUCUUGAACAUGCUAUCCAAUCAGAGCAAAAGCGAGAGACAGAGAAUGAGAGAUCUAAAAAGAAGGAUCAUAAAUCUUUGUCUUCCUGUCAGAUUCUUCAGAAACCUCAAUGAACUUAAGGAGAUGAUAAGGGUGGAUUGGGAAGGAGUCAUUUCUAAGUUUCAUGAGGAUCCAAAACAUCCCAUUUUAGGAUGGCAGGAUUCAUUCGAUUGGCAUCACCAACAGAGCCAUGCACGUGGAUUGUGUGACUGGUUUGUGCCCUCAGUGCCCACCACAGAAAUACUGAAUGCAAUAAACACAUUUCUGCAUUCUAUAAUCCAUAAUACAAAAUCUGAGACACACUCAAAAAACCCAAGUGCUCAUUUCACAUGUGAUUUUGACCAGAAAGACUCCGUGAAGUCUAUCUUACUGGUAUGUGGUGAAAGGGGUUGUGGGAAGUCCACUCUGGCAGCGAGGUGGCUGCGAACCUUCUGCCGACAGAAUCCUGAUUUUCUAGUCAUUUCUCACUUCUGUGAAACCAGCACAUCCAGCACUGAUGUCAGGUCUAUGCUUAGACAGUGUACUGCCCAACUUCGAAGAGCACAUUAUGGUGAUUUUCCAGAUUGGGAAGACAUCAUUGAGUUUGAGUACCUCCAUCGAGCUGUCCAGGCAUUUACGGCAGCAGCCAAUCUUGGGCCUUGUAUUCUUCUUCUAGAUGGUAUUGACCUUUUGACAGAAACACUUGGACUCUCAACGCAAGAGGUGAAGGCACUACAAUGGCUGCCAGAUCCUCUGCCUCACUGUUGCAAAAUGAUCAUCACAACAACCUUUACUGACCUCACUUACAAAAGUCUCACCAGCAGGACUGAUGUCCAGAUUCUCAGCUGUCCCCAUAUCUCCGAUCCUAGUGUUCAGCAGAGCAUUUUACUCAGACAUCUGGCUUUACCUUACAAGGAGCUGCCAACCAGUGUUUUGCAAAGAAUUGUGCGUAAGAAGCAGUGCCACCUGCCGGCUUUUUUAGCGCUCAUUGGCACAGAGUUACGGACGUGUGCAUUGCUGAGGGAGAAAGAGCAAGAGAUGGAGCUGUUGCAGGAGUAUGUAGAAGCUGAUUCGGUUCCAGAGCUCUGGGUGAAGGUCAUACAUCGCUGGGUAAAAGAUUUCAGCAGAACUGCUCCAACAGAAGUCACUGAGACUCGGACAAGCACUGCAUCACUAUAUGUUUUUGAUCUCUCAGGCUGGGUGUGGGACACACUCUGUCUCGUUCAUGUGUCUCGUGCUGGCCUGACUGAGGCUCAGGUUCUGGCUUUGUUGGAAGAUCUAGGUUACUGUGGUAAUCUAAGAGUCGAGGGUUUGGAAUGGGCCCGAUUGCGCUCUGCUUUUUGGCCUUGGGUUAAGGAGAAAUACAAUGGUCUUCUGACCAUCAUGCAUCAGUCCCUCAGCCAGGCAAUGAGCCUGUUGUUGCAUGGUAUGGAGGGUCAGAAUUCCUAUCAUCUGAUCCUUGCUACGUUUUUUCAGAAGUCCAGUUUAGAGCUUUGUAGCUGGGCAAGAAAGGUGGAAGAGAUUCCUUGGCAUCUCAAGCAAACUGGUUCAUUCAAGGAGUUGAAUGACUUCCUUAGCGAUCCAGCUGCCAUGGAGUUUUUGUCAAGCAACCUGAAGCGAUACCCACAGAUGACAAUUGAUGUUGUACAUUAUUGGACACUACUAAGGGAGAGAGGAUUUGAUUCUGUGACGUCAUUCCAGAAUAUGAUGGCUCAGACUUGGGAGCGUCUUAAUGACGCUCACCCUCCAGAUCCCAGCAGUGUGUGGCGAUUAACAUUGUUCUGCUGUAAAGUUCUGCUCUGUUUGGGUGAGAUACAGCAAGCUGAGGAGCUGCUACUAAAAGCAGAUCAAAUUUUCCAGAAGGGAAUGGAGCAGGAUUGUGACAGUAUGAGGUUACUGCUCAAAGUGCAGCAUAUGCUGGCAGAGCUUUACGUCCGUAUGCAUCUGCCGAAAGACUCAGAGAUGUAUUGCCACAAGGGACUUGAGACUGCCAGGUGUCUUACAGUAGCCCGUCUUGACAGCGCAGAGGUCAAACUGAUAGUUGGACAGCUGCUUUGUCAUCUGUGUCUGGCAUUGCUGGCGGAUGGACGGGUAUAUGCAGUGCCAGGGCUUUUCAAAGAGAUCAGCUCUUCUAGAUACAUUUCUGUCCAUCCUUGUGCUGAAGGCACAGCCAUGCUACUGAAGGCCAUUCACAAGUUGAGUCUUUGUAAGCCCAAGACUGCCGAGAGAUGCUUCCAAGCUGCACUGGCCAGCAGGAGGCGCUGGUGUGGCCAUGAUCAUCCUCUGGUAGCAGAAGUGGAGGAGCAGCUUGCAGAUCUCUGGGCCAGUGCUCAAACCAAUACAGAAUGGACACAGAGGAAGAUUGUUGAACUGUACCGCCAUGCUUUAAGCACGACAGAGACUGAGGCUCGGACAUUGCAACUUCCCACCGCGCAACACAACCUUGCUGUCGUUCUUAUGAAGCUUGGUAAAGUGUUGUUGCGUAGCUGCAGUAGAGUGGAGAGGAGAGAGGGGCUGGAUCUACUCCAGAGAGCUGCAGACAUAAGGAUUCACCUCCUGGGCCCUGAGCACCCACUGACCCGAGACCUGGAGCAGUGAGCUCCAUUUCAUUACACUACAACUGCUUUUAAGAAUAGGAGCUUCUCUACAGACAGAUCGUCAUCUUGUAACCAGGAUUAAACCCUAAAAAGACAGUGAGGUUCUCAGCUUUCUGUAUUUGGGCCACAGAGUGACAUUUGGUUUAUUUGACCAGCAACUGUCUCUUACCAGAUCAACCGAAGGGGGGGCUUUCCCAGGGAGACGGAUCAUCCAGAGGAAGCUCUCAAGGCACUGAACAGAAAGAUGAGAAGACUAACUUCUAACUGCAUAUCACUUUGUCACAUGGUCAGACCAGUCAUGUCUUUUAUUGUAAGAGGCACAUUAUUCU